GUCUGAAUGAAGCGGCCGGCCCGGCGCGGCCCCGCAAGAUGGACGGCUUCGCCGGCAGCCUGGAUGACAGUAUCUCUGCAGCAAGUACUUCCGAUGUUCAAGAUCGCCUGUCAGCUCUGGAGUUACGAGUUCAACAACAAGAAGAUGAAAUCACUGUGCUGAAGGCUGCUCUGGCCGAUGUUCUGAGGCGCCUUGCAAUCUCAGAAGACCAUGUAGCCUCAAUGAGGAAAUCAGGCCCGAGUAAAGGUCAGUCAGGCCUUCGAGAAGCUAUUUCCAUGUCCUGCAUAACCAAUGGAAGUAGUGGCGCAAACAGAAAACCAAGUCAUACCAGCUCUGUCUCAGUUGCCAAAAAGGAAACUCUCUCGUCUGCUGCUAAAAGCAUUAAACGACCAUCAACAGCUGAAAAGUUACAUAAUUCAUGGGAAAAUUCAGAUGAUGGUCGUAAUAAGUUACUGAAGACUGUUCCAACAGCAAAAUUAAUAUCAAAGAUUAUAAAAAACAUAGACAAGCACAAAGAUGUUAUCGUCAACCAAGAGGGAGAAUAUGUUAAAAUGUUCAUGCGAGGCCGGCCGAUCACAAUGUUCAUUCCUUCGGAUGUCAGCAACUAUGAGGACAUCCGGACCGAACUACCUUCUGAGAAGCUCAGACUGGAGUGGGCAUACGGUUAUCGAGGCAAAGACUGUCGCGCUAAUGUCUACCUUCUCCCUACUGGGGAAAUGGUCUAUUUCAUAGCAUCUGUGGUGGUUCUGUUUGACUAUGAGGAGAGGACUCAGCGGCACUACCUGGGCCACACGGACUGUGUGAAAUGCCUUGCUAUCCAUCCUGACAAAAUUAGAAUUGCAACAGGACAGAUAGCUGGAGUGGAUAAAGAUGGACGGCCUUUGCAACCCCACGUCAGAGUGUGGGAUUCUUUCAGUCUGUCGACACUGCAGAUUAUUGGGCUGGGCACGUUUGAGCGUGGAGUAGGAUGCCUGGACUUCUCUAAAGCAGAUUCAGGUAUUCACUUAUGUGUUAUUGAUGACUCCAAUGAACAUAUGCUUACUGUAUGGGAUUGGCAGAGAAAAUCAAAAGCAGCAGAAAUAAAGACAACAAAUGAAGUCGUCCUGGCUGUGGAAUUCCAUCCAACAGAUGCAAAUACCAUAAUAACAUGUGGCAAAUCUCAUAUAUUUUUCUGGACCUGGAGUGGAAAUUCACUAACAAGAAAACAGGGAAUUUUUGGGAAAUAUGAAAAGCCCAAAUUUGUGCAGUGUUUGGCGUUCUUGGGGAAUGGAGAUGUCCUGACCGGAGACUCAGGUGGAAUCAUUCUUAUAUGGAGCAAAACUACUCCCGAGCCCACACCUGGGAAAGGGCCUAAAGGUGUCUACCAGAUCAGCAAGCAGAUCAAGGCUCACGAUGGUAGCGUGUUCACGCUCUGUCAGCUGAGGAGCGGGGCACUGCUCACCGGAGGGGGCAAAGACCGGAAGAUCAUUCUGUGGGAUCAUAAUCUGAGCCCCGAAAGGGAGAUAGAGGUGCCUGACCAGUACGGAACCAUCAGAGCAGUUGCAGAAGGACGGGCAGACCAGUUCCUAGUGGGCACGUCGAGGAACUUCAUCUUGCGGGGAACCUUUAAUGACGGCUUCCAGAUAGAAGUGCAGGGCCACACAGAUGAACUUUGGGGUCUUGCUACGCAUCCCUUCAAAGAUUUGCUCCUGACGUGUGCUCAGGACAGACAAGUGUGCAUGUGGAACUCCGUGGAGCACAAGCUGGAGUGGACACGGCUUGUGGAUGAACCAGGACACUGUGCAGAUUUUCACCCAAGCGGCACGGUAGUGGCCAUAGGAACGCACUCGGGCAGGUGGUUUGUUCUGGAUGCAGAGACCAGAGACUUGGUCUCCAUCCACACGGACGGGAACGAGCAGCUGUCAGUGAUGCGCUACUCUACAGAUGGCGCCCUCCUGGCUGUGGGAUCACAUGACAACUUUAUUUACCUCUAUGCAGUCUCGGAAAACGGCAGAAAGUACAGCAGAUAUGGGAAGUGCUCAGGCCAUUCCAGCUACAUCACACACCUGGACUGGUCUCCAGACAACCAGUUCAUCAUGUCCAACUCGGGAGACUACGAGAUCCUCUACUGGGACAUCGAACACGGCUGCAAGCUCAUCAGGAACCGGUCUGACUGUAAGGACAUCGACUGGACCACGUACACAUGCGUGCUGGGCUUCCAGGUGUUCGGGGUGUGGCCAGAAGGGUCCGAUGGGACAGACAUCAACGCACUGGUGCGCUCUCACAACAGGAAGGUGAUUGCCGUGGCCGAUGACUUCUGCAAGGUCCACCUGUUCCAGUACCCCUGCUCCAAGGCCAAGGCGCCCAGUCACAAGUACAGCGCCCACAGCAGCCAUGUGACCAACGUCAGCUUCACGCACGACGACGGCCACCUCAUCUCCACUGGCGGGAAAGACAUGAGCAUCAUCCAGUGGCGGCUGGUGGAAAAGCUGCCCCUCCCGCCCAGCGGACCUGUGGUUGCCGACCCACCUACUGCCAGAGCACCCGAAAGCAAGAGCCAGAGCCCAGAGCUGCCUGCGGGGCCCCUGGCUGAGGCUGAGGAGGACAAGCCGAGUGGCCUCCCUGCACCCGUGGAGAACAGCCUGGAGCCGCCCACAGAGCCCAGCCAAGAGGGUGGCGAGGACCCGGGUGACGAGCCGGCCUUGGAGCCCAAUGAGGAGCAGAGUGGAGAGGGUGGCGAGGACCCGGGUGCCGAGCCGGCCUGGGAGCCCAGUGAGGUGCUAGGGACAGUCACUGGUCCCCAGGACCAGAGCGAGACACCCCCACUGCCCUGAGCCGCCACGUGGUCGGGACAGAGUUCCGAGAGCCAGGCAGCAGAGCUGGGGUUCAGCUCGCUGUGUUGAGAACGGCAAAGCGGGAUACCGCCAAGCUCUCAGAAGUGACUGUGCAAGGGUGGUGUGAAGACUGGAAAGGGGCUGCCGCUGCACUGGCCCACACUGAGACCCGCGUCUGAGCAGGCUCCUGGCAACAGUCGGCAGCAGCUCCACGGCAGGCUUCCCUGAAGCAGAAACAGAAACCAGAGAAAAUUGCUGCCCCUUAGCACCCUCUCACCCCGAGUGCCUGGUGCACCAGCCCUGCCCACCCCUGGCUGCCUUGGCAGGACUGAGAAUGCAAUGGUUUGUUAACGAGCUGUGGUGUAGGGGAAACCAAGGCUCAAGAGAAUGGCUCCUGGACGGACCCGAGCUUCCCGGGCUCGUAGUCAAGCAAAUGGAAGGAAAACGCCGCAUGCCUAUAAAACUACAACAGCGGGCUAAUUUAGCUCAGCCUUCAUUGUGAGUUGUUCCCUCUAACGAGAGAUAUAUGCAGAGCUUACAUGAUUAGAUCGGUGCUUGAAAUUUAUCCAUUGUGAUUUUUUUAUACAGAUUAUCUUGAGCAAUGAGAUACUCAGCAAAUUGCAAGUUCCUUUUUAUAGAUGUGUGAAGAACAGCCACGGUGAUUGUUUUUUUUUUAUCAAUCGCAUCCCGGACGGGCCAGCCUUCUGCACGCAUCGGCCAGAGUGGCCACGCUGCCCGCUGAGCCGCAGUUCACCAUGCGCCCGUGCCAGUCGGGGUGAUGCAUUGGAUUACGCAUUUUACUAGUUUAAGUUUUGUCAGACUAUUUUUUUCUAUGUGUUUCCUACUUUAAGAAUUACUGAGAAUAUGCAUUUCCUAUGUACUUGUUUUUACUUUGAUUAUAAAAGAAACCUUUGUUUUGACUUA
Suncus etruscus (white-toothed pygmy shrew) is the source of this 3737-nucleotide messenger RNA. It is a transcript of the gene EML4, whose product is annotated as EMAP like 4. The record is from RefSeq and is a predicted model, not a curated record. NCBI's taxonomy places the organism in Eukaryota, Metazoa, Chordata, Mammalia, Eulipotyphla, Soricidae. Gene Ontology annotation, biological process: microtubule cytoskeleton organization. The transcript has 22 exons. Gene Ontology annotation, cellular component: mitotic spindle. The coding region runs from base 39 to 2813 and encodes 924 amino acids. Gene Ontology annotation, molecular function: microtubule binding.